CAGAUGGGAUCAGAGCAAUAUUCGGUGGGGUAGAUAUAUUCAACAAGAUCCUAAUCCGACAUCAAAGAGUCGCUUCUAAUCAAAAUCCUUACGGAAACACAGUACAGCACACCACAACGAAAUACGAAAACAUUAGUAACGAGAAGAGAGACUUCCUGGCCAUCUCGUAGUCCUCUGCAAAUUCUUGAUUCUGUAUCUGAAGAUUCUGAACAGAGACGAAUUCGAAACUAUCGUAGAGCUACCUGGAGGCUGGAGCUCUCGUCGUCCUGCAAUGGACCUCCGCGUGCUGAUUUUGCUGUCCUUUCUCUGCGUGCAGAUUAGGGCCGAGAGCAGGACUGGUUCGAUCUUAUUCCUCGAUAGCCCUAGUCAUCGGUUUAUUCUUUCUCGUUCUUCAGAUGUUGCCGUUGAGAGUGAUUCGAUGGUGCUCUCUGAUGUUGCUGCUGCCGUGUCAGUAUUGCUCGGUUUUGCACCACCACCUUCUCUUUCAGCAGAUAGUUCAUCCAAGUUGAAUGAGGUUCUUCUGCCCAAUCCAUUUGAUAGGCCUCGUGCUGUUCUAAUGCUGGAAAUCAAAGGAAUAGAAGAUUCACAGCAAUUGGUUGAUUACCUGGAUAAUGCCCAAAUUGGCAGUGUCUUUAGGAGCAAGGUUCUUAUUGAUUCAAGUAAUGCUGAUAUCCAACUUCCAGAUGAAAAUGAUGUUUCUGUAGUCUCACUGGAUGAACCCUUGGGUUUUGACUGUGAUGCAGCUUGCACUGACAAAGAACUCCAUGAUCUUGCAUCAUGGAUGGGUGGAUCAUAUCUUAGUGAUGCCUUUGAGACAUCGAAUGGGGAACUGUCUGUUCCAUUGACCACUGUAUCCUCUUUGAAACUUCAUAUGUCAAAGAAUGCAGAUAGGGAAUUUAUCAUGAGCCUUCUUUCUCUGAUCCAUAAUGUUAGAUGGGCAAUGGAGAUGCAUGAAGAUUUUUCUGGAAGUACGCAUAGUCCAGCGGAAUUAAUGACAGGUUGUUUCACUGGCAUUAAGGCAUUGCAAGAACAAUAUGGACCUGAUGGCAUCACUCAGCAAGGACUUGAGCUCUUCUUCACUACACUAAGCAAGCUAUUUAAAUCAUUACAGACAUCAUACAAAGGUCAAAUUGUUGGAGUCUUCUCCUUCGGUGGAAAAUAUGAUCCAGAGUCCAGUUCACUGUUGAAUGUGAACUUUACUUCUCAGUCUUCUUCUCGGUCGUUGAAGGAAGUGGCAGGCUCAACUAAUUCUACCACCACUUCUGAGGUGCAGCUGGUUAGAUGGAGUCUUGCUUGGAUAACAGGAAUCAUUUUCCUCAUAUCUACCUUGCUUGGGGUACACUUUCUUCUCAAUAUGCCUCUCACGAGGGAUACUCUCCUAUAUUCUAAUGUCAAGCUUGACUAGUUCAAAGCGACAUCAAUCGGCUUGUCUAAUUGUGACAAGAACAUCGGCUCUAGAGUUUGGAUUUGUAGAUACUUGUAGCCUUCAACCUAUGUGCUUUCCGGUAUUAUCUUCUAAGUGAGCAUGAUAUUUCUGUUUUGUUUGUUAUUUGUAAGAUCGUCCCUUGGUUCUGUGCUGUUGAACGGGCUGUGCUGACUGGUUCGAUAAUUCUUUAGCCUUUAGGAACUCGUAGGUGGACCAAGGAACAGGGGAUUAAUAUAUAUAGAAACAAUUCCAAGUAAUAUUAUGGGUAUUUUAUUCAUUUCAUGAUAAA
Molecule: messenger RNA, 1715 nt
Organism: Nelumbo nucifera (sacred lotus)
Lineage: Eukaryota; Viridiplantae; Streptophyta; Magnoliopsida; Proteales; Nelumbonaceae
Gene: PMP
Product: putative type 1 membrane protein
Cellular component (GO): endomembrane system
Source: RefSeq, a predicted model, not a curated record